CGGUGUGCUGCUGCGCUCACUGCACAUUUGUGUGCAACUCGCGACGAACCUUGCCUGCACCGCCUCGCGAGAGGCUCGAGAGAUGAUUAGGUUUCUCGUUUUGCUAUAAAUAUCAGGCGCUUUUAGUAAACAAUUUUAAUGAUUAGCACGUGAUAUCAGUAUGCGUGUGAUGUAAUUCCAUAACGAUUCUUUUACCGCGUCGCACAACCAGUUAAAUGCUCGAAUCGACAGAUAUUGCAAUUAGAAAGAGUUGGCAUCGAGCUUUUUCAAUUCUUUUUCGAGCUUUAAUGGAUAAUUUCUAAUUUUUAAAAAUGCCCAAACGAAUAAAUCGAUUGUUCUACCCCCGCAAUAAUGAAAUUAUCAUCGAAACUCGUGCGUGAUAGGUGAGAAAAAAUUAUUAGACAUCCCACGCCUAGAAAAAUUAAAUAUUGAGCGAAAUGCCAGCGAGAAUUAUAACUCUCCAACGCGAGACUUCAAGGAUAAGUUGUAAAUUAUCCAUAUACGCAUACGCGAAACGUUGUAGGUAUGUUUAUUUUCGUAGUUCCAAGUCUGGACGUCGCCGUGAGUCGAGUUGAAAUUGGCGCUGCUCGACAGCCAGUCUGUUUUGCAGUACGCAAAUCCCCAACUAUACACACUACCCCCGCACCUCCCCUCCCCGUCCCGUCCUCGAGACUCGACAGGCCGCACUGGCGGCGUUUGGCGCAGCAUUGAAGCGAACCACCCGACACCACCGCGCAUAUUCAGCAAAAGUUCGCGAAGAUGAUUCGCAGGAGGGGAGGAGAGUCCAACGUUAGACCUUCGGGGAAUUGAUUUUAACAAUCACCUAAGAACUUUUUGAACUUUCAAUUAUGAAUGUUAUUCAUUGUGCUGCAUCUCAUAGAACCACCGCUAUGGCAUCAAAAAAAAUGAUAUACCCAGCGGCUGAUCGCAAUAAAGAGCCUAUCUUAUCCGUUCUGCAGCGCUACAUCCGACGUGUUCCGGACCAAAGUCUCCUGGAAAUAUCGUCCGGUUCUGGUCAGCAUGUCGCUCAUUUUGCGCCGCACUUUCCUCAAGUUACCUUCUAUCCAUCAGAAAUCGAAAACCAUCUCUUGGAAAGUAUUGCAGCACAUACUUAUGGUCUCAUGAAUGUAGCACAACCCAUGCUUAUCGAUAUCACAACGGAUUAUCGAACCUGGAGCGCUGGAUUCAAGGAAAACAGUCUGGAUUACAUUUACAAUGCCAACAUGAUACAUAUAUCGCCCUUCAAAUGUACGGAGGGUCUGUUUCGAAAUGCUGGCCAAUUGUUGAAAAAUAACGGUAUCCUUUUCACUUACGGUCCUUACGCUAUCAAUGGUGUAUUGACGCCCGAGAGUAAUGUUCGGUUCGAUCAAAAUUUAAAAUCUCAGAACCCUGAAUGGGGUGUCAGAGAUCUGGAGGAUAUAAAAAAAUUGGCUCUCAAUAAUGGCAUACAGCUGAAACAAAUGAUCGAUAUGCCAGCCAACAACAAAACACUCAUCUGGCAGAAAGUUGGAUAUUAAAACCAGAACAAUAGUUAGAUUAUAUUUUUAUAAUUUUUAACUUCGUUUGCACGUUUAUUGUGCUUUUGCGUUUACAUCACAAUGGCUUCCGCUUUUACAAUUGCAAUUAUUCAGUUAGUUUAAGGCAUUUUUGCUUUUUUUUUUUUUUAUUAAUUGAACUGAGGAAAAAUGUAUUUUUAGUAUGUUUGUUGAAGUUAUGAAUAUUUAUGUGUGUGUACGUAGAUCUUUAUGCAUAAUAUUUAAUCAAAGUUUAUGAAGUACUUAAUCUUAAAUAGAUGCGACUUGUAUUCAUUCCUUGAAAUGAUAGUUCACUGAUACAUCUAAAAUAUAAAUUUCAACUUGAAAAAUUUCAUCAAAAUUACUUGAUUCGAACAUGUAAAGUAUUUCAACGUGGAUAUGUUAUUUGAAAACUACAUGCAUGUCUAUAAUGAAUAAUAAUGAACCGACGAUAAAAGUAAAUAUGUUUAAAUGUAUGUCAAAAAGUUCAAGUGUGCUCAAAUAUUUCGCUUGAAUUAUCAUUAGAAGCAAUAGUCAGCGUUAUUAUAAUUAAUAUUGCCAUUUUAAAUUUUAGUAAUUUCCUUGUAGUUCCGAUACCGCUGCGAUAUUUGCUAUAAUGCUCAGCUACAUCGACCGCGGAAAAAUGACGUUUCUGCUGUGAUUAACUGAGCAAUAUGCACUUGUCCGUUCUACACAGCGCGUGCACGCAGCACUUGUACCUGUAGUCGUUGUCACGCCCGUCCAGUAAAUUUGUAAAUAUACACACGGGUCUAUUUAAAUUCAAGUUGAGUGAUUUAGGUUCGUUUGUAUUAAAUAUUUAAUUAAUAAAUGUGCAAUCUUACUCUAUUCUCGUGUUAAAACUUAAUUUUUUUAAGAGUACUUGUUGAAUAAAUGCUUUAAUUGUUCGCUUUAUAAAACAUAACCUUGCAUCGCUUGAUGAUGAAGUGCUAAAUUAUCGAGAGCUUUAAAUAAAAAUCAAUUUUAAAA
Messenger RNA from Trichogramma pretiosum, 2501 nucleotides. Its product is annotated as methyltransferase-like 26. The record is from RefSeq and is a predicted model, not a curated record. NCBI's taxonomy places the organism in Eukaryota, Metazoa, Arthropoda, Insecta, Hymenoptera, Trichogrammatidae. The coding region runs from base 849 to 1517 and encodes 222 amino acids. The transcript is spliced from 3 exons.